Messenger RNA from Sycon ciliatum, 3058 nucleotides. RefSeq lists its product as uncharacterized. The coding region runs from base 1 to 1566 and encodes 521 amino acids. Lineage: Eukaryota; Metazoa; Porifera; Calcarea; Leucosolenida; Sycettidae. The transcript is spliced from 8 exons. The record is from RefSeq and is a predicted model, not a curated record.
AUGGGCUGCGUCAGCCGCCGGCCGUACAGGCCCACACCGCGCGGCUCUCAGGGGCUGCCGCAAGCGCGGCAACUGUACCAACAUCAUCCUCAGCAGCAGCAGCAACAACAACAGCAACAGCAGCAUGAGGAUGAAGGCAGCGGUGGUGUGAUUCCCGGCAAACCCUCCAAGACCCGCAUGGCAAUGUCACACACCAAGUCGGCUUCUGGUGACCAAUUCCUGGCGUGGAAAGCUUCCGUCACCCACACCAACUCAAUUGACGAAGUCACACGUUACCAGAGCUACCUGAAAGAAGAGUCGAUACGCCGCGGCAAUAGAUCUCGGUCGUCCAGUUUGGGCAGGAUGCAUUCCGUGACUUCAAGCAUAGGUGAUGGCAAGGGCUUCGUUCCGCGGACAACGUCUGCAGUAUCGUCCGUGUCUGCCUACACCGUGCAUGCUGUCACCCCCAGAGCGAUAACAAGUAUGUCAUCGAUUGGAGCAGCUCGAGGACCUCGUCGAAACAGUGACUCGUCAGCCUGCAGCGACGACCGGUUUGAGAGCAGCAUGGCCCGCAAGUGCUUCUCCACGACACACGCUUCAUCGUCGUCUGCCAAGACUGGCACAAGGCCACAAGCCGUCGAGCGCAGCAUGACGGUAACGACAACCGGAACCGAUGUCGACGAGUCUGGAUUUGAAGACUGGACAGGCUGCACUCAGGAGGACGAGUCACAGCAAGAUGUCACCGUGGAUACGUCGUGGAACAAGCGAGACUCGCGCCAGCGGACCGGUCGCCAACGGCAACAGUCGGAGUCCUGUCUCAGCGAGGUGGACGAAAUGGACCUGCAGUCCGUGUGCGUCCCGCACGCCGAGGCCGACCAGGCGUACUGCAGGUCGGCGGGCACCCCCGGAAGUCCCGACCAAUCACAGCCGCCGGUGUGCCAAUCAACUCCGGAAUGUCGCAGCGUACUGGCACAGCCUCAGAACAGUCUCAGCGAGGAUCUACUGUUAUCGGACAGCAUUUCGGCCAACAACACGCUUAACCUCUCAUCCUUGGAUGCCGACAUCUCUACUAGUAUCGUGGAGAUCAGCCGCGAGGAAGUACCGGCCAUUGCCGUGGAAACGGGGUCAGCGAAGGCGUCGCCCAUGACGACCAGGAAGUGCAGACCCACUGCCGCCGUCGCGCCAUUGAUCUGCGGCGGCCGGAGUUGCUCCAGUGCCGACCCUCUGCUCCUGCCCGACGCCGUCAUCACAGGGCCCGAUGGUUACCAUGACGAUGGCAAAAGCUUCGUCUCGACCGGCGGUGCCGAACCUCAGCAAAACCAACUGUUCCUGCAAGGCCAACCGAAACGGCUAGGCUAUUCGGCUACUACGCAUGUGGAGCAGAAAAACCGACGCGUGCGGGAUGAUGCAGUCGACAAGUCUGGGAAUUCCCUCUCUCCUCGACCGCAUCAAGCGGAUCACAAGACGAAAUCAUUGCCGCUUUACCAGGAAUUUUCCGACUCCGACUCAUUCCUAGUGGGUGAUGCAUACUACUUCUGCUCGUCCAAACCUUCAAUGACGGACUGCUCUUCCAUCGACUCGCGCUAAGCUCCGUAGCCAGUACACCUUUUAGAAAGACACUUAGCAUUGCACGAACAGCCACCACCUCCGACUCAACGUCGAGUCUGCUCGCACCGUCGUCCGGAUAUGUGGCUGUACACUUCCGCAAUGGCCGUUUGACCCCAUCCCCGGACGUCUGUCAGCUCGUCACCGACAGCAGAACAUUUGCACGCGUUCGCAGCUCGAGCUCAAGCGGCCACACAACACACACACACAUACACACACACACACGCACACAGACAUCUCAGUUAGGAGUAACGACAGUGCUCGGCUUCACACUUCACAUUACUCGCUCACUCACUCGCUCACUCACUCACCCGCAAGUGUCAACAGCGAUUGCGCCUUGCCCCGGGCCGGCUGUAGCGCUACGCCAGUCUCCCCUCCAGAUAUUGUGACUUUAACCAUCGGCCACCUCUGCCGCCACUGUAAGAAGACUAUAAUGUCGCUGUGCACGCUAUAUGAAUACACGUAGGUCGGUAGCUACGCACAUCACCAUGACAACCAACGCACUAGAUUAGCACGUCGUCGCACACGGUGCACGAGUAGAUCGGUAGCUAUGCAUAUCGCCAUGCCAACGGAACACGGUCCGGCUGAGCGCGGCCUAUGCUGUUCGGCACCGUCCGCUCCCGUUGACCCAGUGCGUGCUCCGCUGCACUUCAAAUCGUCAUUCUCAACCGGGUCCGAGUAGAUUAGCAAGUGAGUUCGACAGACAACGGGGAUAUCCAAGCGGUUCAGUCGGACGGAGUGCAAUGCCUAAUUAGUUGCUUGGAGUGGCAUCAUGGCUCUCUGACUGUGAACAAUGCUGCGGGCAUGGUACGGGGACUGUUCCCUGCUGGUCCGUUUGCCAAAUUUGGACACUUCUUCCACCGAGUUAGUCUAUGGUGGAAAAGAAUGCCUGCUGUUAAUUUUUUGUCAAUGUGCGGGCUGCGUGUGCGCGAGUGUGUGUGUGCGUGCGAGCGAGCGAGCGAGCGUCUGUGAGCUUUACUGCAAUUCAAUUAUUUGUGAGUGCAUAAUGCGGCUGAAGCCUAGUGCGAAAUAGUUUAUUGACAUCAAUAUCCCACGCUGCUAACUGAUAAACCAAGCAUAUGAAGACCAAUGUUCGAUACUAUCCCUUUCUUUUUCUGUAGCGCUUGCCCUUGACCCCAGCCCCACGUUUCUAUUGCGUUGCUUCAUGCAUCCGCCGCCCCUUCUUGUCUUCUCUCCAUUCGACUUUUAACACAACGCCAACCUUUAGUCAUAUUUCUAAUGAAUGAUUCAUUUGCUGAUUAUAACGCCCCUUUUUCCUGACUCUUUCUAUAUCAUUCCCUUUCUUUUUCUGCCCUUGACCCCAGCCCCAUGCCAACCUUUAGUCAUAUUUCUAAUGAAUGAUUCAUCCGCUGAUGAUAAUGCCCCUUUUCCCGAGUCUUUCUAUAUUUUCUGCUAGCCUAUAGCCCGCAUUCCGAGUUUCUCUCGCAGCAGAUCGUUCUCUGCUUUCCCUGUG